UCCAGCUGUGCCGCCGCCGCUGCGAGAUGGGGUCGAUCGGGGUCGGGGGUCGGCUCCUGCCCCUGGUGUUGCUCGCGGGGCUCGGGGCCCUGGUGCAAUCUUCGGGGGCCGGGGGCGUCCGGAAGAGGGGGCCGACAGUGACAGCUAAGGUAUUUUUUGAUGUCAGGAUUGGAGACAAAAACAUGGGCAGAAUUGUAAUCGGCUUGUUUGGAAAAGUCGUACCUAAGACAGUGGAGAAUUUCAUUGCCUUAGCAACAGGGGAAAAAGGCUAUGGGUACAAAGGAAGCAAAUUCCAUCGUGUGAUCAAAGACUUCAUGAUUCAGGGAGGUGACUUCACCGCUGGAGAUGGCACUGGAGGUAAGAGUAUCUAUGGAGAAAACUUUCCGGAUGAAAACUUCCGACUCAAACAUUAUGGAAUUGGAUGGGUCAGCAUGGCAAACGCUGGCCCGGACACCAAUGGUUCUCAGUUCUUCAUCACCGUGACAAAGCCUUCCUGGCUGGAUGGCAAACACGUGGUGUUCGGCAAAGUCAUCGAUGGAAUGGCUGUAGUGCACUCCAUAGAACUUCAACAGACCGAUGACCACGAUAGACCUCUUUCCGACUGUGUGAUCGUCAACAGUGGCAAGAUAGCUGUGAAAGAGCCAUUUGUGAUUGAAGUUGAUGACUGGUAGCAGGGUCAGCAGAAGUAGAGAACAACACAAGAUGACUUGAUCUUUCCAGGAGAGACUCUGGUUAGGUAAAGUUUCUCUGGGUGCUCUCCCUCUCCCACCCCCCGUACCACCCAACACACACACCCUCCUUUUCUUCUUUAAGGCCCUGGCAGCUGUUUUUGGAGCAGGGCACCAUAUUUUGUCUUUUUUUUUUUUUAUAAAGCUUUAUAUAGUGUUAUCUUGCACCCCAGACCCAAAGACAUUAGGAAGAAAAAUGACCCCUUGCUGCUCUAAGGAGUUGUGAGCAACUAAUGGCAUUUUCAAGGUCCAUUGUUGGAAACACACAUUCUUGAGACUGAAGAACGGUACAGUAGAACCUUCUGUAAGAAUCUGCAAAGCAUAAUUUCAACAAACUGUGGGGUUUCUCUUACCUAAACCAUUCAUCCCUUUCUGUUUUCUACCACUGCCAGUGGAAGGCAGGUUUGAGGCUACCGAUUGGAGCUUUCGCUCUACCCUAUGUUUAAAGCCUCAAGGAAUUUGAGAACACGUACCCUCCAGCCAGCUGGGAACACAGCAAGGAAGCGUAGCAGCAGGGCAAGAGACAGCCUCAGGUCCCUUACUGACCGAUUUAGAAACUGAUAGCUUGAACAGCCACACCAAGAAGGUAAGUCAACGCUCAGCAUCCUGACGCGGAGACAUGUGGGAAUACACGCUUCCAUCCUUCUGGUGGGCACACAUCUUCACAGAAUACAUGCAGUUCAGGAUAAUGCCAAUAUGAAAAGCAGAAAAACUGACAGAUGCGGACACAGAUCUAGAUGUGACACUUGGUCCUCCAACCAGAUAGAUAUUUUUAUUAGUAUUUUUUUCAAAACUGAAAAAUUUGAGACCUAAGGAUCUUAAUCACCUAUUAUCCAUCGACCUAUUAUGGGAUGCAAGACUGUUUUUUCAAGACCAUAAUUUUAGUAUUAUGAGGUACUGUACUGAUUAGUAUAGACUAAAAUGUAUUCACAGGGAUCUUGUGCUGAAAUAUGCUUUGAUGAUCUAUGUAUAAACAGUAAACAACCUUAUAAAUAAGAGUAAAUAGU
Ornithorhynchus anatinus (platypus) is the source of this 1735-nucleotide messenger RNA. RefSeq names its product peptidylprolyl isomerase C (gene PPIC). Gene Ontology annotation, cellular component: intracellular membrane-bounded organelle. The transcript has 5 exons. NCBI's taxonomy places the organism in Eukaryota, Metazoa, Chordata, Mammalia, Monotremata, Ornithorhynchidae. Gene Ontology annotation, biological process: protein folding; protein peptidyl-prolyl isomerization. The coding region runs from base 27 to 671 and encodes 214 amino acids. Gene Ontology annotation, molecular function: peptidyl-prolyl cis-trans isomerase activity. The record is from RefSeq and is a predicted model, not a curated record.